CCCACCCCUUCAGGAGCCGUCCACUGCCGCAUUAGUGGGUUCCAUUCCUCUUUGGAUCGCUUCUCGCGAUCGCAUUGCCCGUGUUUCUUGAUUUGGCCGUCUUGGUUGGUUCCUAGCUCUUGGAUGAGGUGGGAUUCGUAGAGCGGUGCGGCGGCGGCGGCGUUUCUUGGUCGGAGUAGGUUGUUUCCAUCUUCGGCGGAGGAGAGAUGGUGGGCGGUGGAGAGCAGUCGUCGAUCGAACCCGACGCCGAAGACCUCGAGCGCGGCGAGCGGCGCCGGGAUGCGCCUGAGUUCGUGGACGGCGACGACGGGGACGAGGAAGAAAGCCAGUACUUCUCGGACGCGGAGGACCGGUCGUGGCCGUCGCACUCGCGCCACGACUCCACCGCCUACGAGGACUACAUCUCACCGUGCGCAUCCGCCUGCGCGAGCUCCGUUGACGCCGAUGCCGACGGCGACGGCGAGACCGUUGGGGAGCAUUGCAGGAAGUCGUCCUGCGUGUCCGAGGGCUCACUGGACGACGUCGACCUGGAGGCCGGACUGGCCGAGAUCAUCAAGGCCAGCCCCGAGAAGUCCGAGCUGAACUGCCGCAUUUGCCACCUCGGCCUGGAGAGUGCGGCGGCCGAGUCCGGCGCCGGCAUCACGCUCGGCUGCUCCUGCAAGGGCGACCUGUCCUACGCCCACAAGCAGUGCGCCGACACCUGGUUCAAGAUCAGAGGCAACAAGAUAUGUGAGAUAUGUAGCUCGACUGCAAGCAAUGUGGUAGUUUUGGGUGAUCCGGAGUUCAGCGACCAGUGGAGUGAAACAAACAAUGCAGCUGCUGUGCAAGCACCGCCAGCUGAAGCCCGAAGGUUCUGGCAAGGGCACAGGUUCCUCAACUUCCUCCUUGCCUGCAUGGUGUUUGCAUUUGUCAUCUCUUGGCUCUUCCACUUCAACGUCCCCGGCUAAGUUCUUCGCGCACAUGGGCCCGAAUAAAAGCGCUCCAAAGCCAUUACUCCAAACAUGUGGGUAAGAUCUAGCGAAUCUGUAAGAACAGGCUGUGUUGAAGUAAAAGUUUGAGAUGGUACAAAAGAGAGUACAUGGUGGGGAUGGUGAUCCUGCAUUUGUCCAUGAUGAAUGCCUUUGUGUUGGUAAAGAGUUAAAGAUUAAAGAUGGUGAUCCCCGUAAGAAAGGGAGCAUGGUUGAGCGAUUUGCUGCCGGCUUCUGGAAUCUAGAUUGUAGUUGAAAGCAAGGAAUAGAAGGUGUGUUGCUGCGUGGUUGAUGUUAUCAUUGUGCGAAGAUGAGGAUUUGUUUAGUCCGGUCAUUUUUCUAGCUUUGCAACCAUCUCUCGUUUGGUCUCCUGAUUUGGUGUGAUCGCGUGGAGAUUCCUCUCCGAUCGCCCUUUGUUCCUAUGCUUCUAAUUCUGUGAAGGGUGAAGCCGGAUUGCUGUACUCAGUAAGGUAAACCUGGUGCAGAAUCAGUUCUGCUUUCUGAGAGCUUGUCCCUGGUAGUAGUUAUAAAGAAAAUGAUGCGGAAUGCUCAAACUUUUCUGUGCACAUUGGUAUCGCGGUUUGUUUUCGUGUCUCGGUGAUAGCUUUCCUGUGUUA
Molecule: messenger RNA, 1585 nt
Organism: Panicum hallii
Lineage: Eukaryota; Viridiplantae; Streptophyta; Magnoliopsida; Poales; Poaceae
Exons: 3
Coding region: 207-947 (246 amino acids)
Molecular function (GO): zinc ion binding
Source: RefSeq, a predicted model, not a curated record